GUACUGCCAGGUGAACGUGCCGGACGAGCUGUUGCGGGACCUGCUGCCAGGCCCUGUGACCCUGGUCUUAAAGCGCUCAGAGGAGCUAAAUAAAGACUUGAAUCCUUUCACAUCGCUGGUUGGUGUUCGAGUUCCAAACCACCCUUUUGUUAGGGAGGUGGCACGAGCUUGCUCUGGACCACUGGCUUUAACAAGCGCUAACAUCAGCUGUCAGGCCAGCACACUGACUGUUUCGGAAUUCCAGGACCUGUGGCCUCAGUUGUCCUUAAUCAUCGAUGGAGGCCCGAUAGGGGACAUCCAGAGCCCUGAGUGUCGUUUGGGGUCCACCGUGGUUGACCUGUCUGUGUCGGGGAAGUUCACCAUCAUCCGUCCUGGCUGUGCCCUGACAUCUACGGUGGAAAUCCUGAGGCAGAAGUACGGCUUGGUACCGGGAUCAUCUUGA
Messenger RNA from Leptosomus discolor (cuckoo roller), 442 nucleotides. NCBI's taxonomy places the organism in Eukaryota, Metazoa, Chordata, Aves, Leptosomiformes, Leptosomidae. The record is from RefSeq and is a predicted model, not a curated record.